AUGCCCACCACCGCCGAUGAGCCACUGGGGACCCUCAUCCCGUCACUGCCAAACGAAGUCGCUUUGCAAUGUCUGGCUCGCGUCCCAAGACAGUAUCACCUCGUCCUCGCGGCGGUGUCGAAGCCAAUCAGAUCCCUCCUCGCUUCCCCAGACUUCUUCGCCGUCCGAUCAUCCCUCAACUGCUCCGAACUCCUGUUUUACCUGAGGGUCGUAGAGGCCAAUCGGCCGCUUUGGUUCAUGGUCCACCGAAACGCCGCAACGGGCAAUACCAAAGUUGCUCGGCUCCCAACAGCUCCCCAGGAACCGUUAGUGUGGUCCGACUGCGCCGUCGUGGGCCCCAAUAUCUACGACCUCGGCUGCCGCUUUUCAACCGAGGUGUGGAUUUUCAACUGCGGCAUACACACGUGGGAGCGCGGUCCGAGCUUGCCAAAGAUGCGAAGUAAAGCCGUCAAGCAUGUAGUGUUGGAGGGCAAGAUUUACGCGAUCGGAGGUUGGACAGCAGAGUGCGCAUUGGCCGACGUGUUCGACACGGUGACCGGGCGCUGGGAGGCCCUUCCUAGCCCCAAGCUUCGGGUCUACGGCGAACCGGUUGUUGGAUGCGCCAUUAGGAGUGGGAAGGUUUGCGUCUGGUUGAAGCGAGAAGAGCUCAGGUUCGACCCCGCGACGAGGACAUGGGAGGUGUUUAAGAGCCGCGCCGGAUCGGAAUUGCAUUCGAGUGUAGAGAUUUGCGAGGUGAAUGGGGUUUUGUGUUCCCUUGAUCCUUAUAGUAUCCCGUUCGGCAAAAUUAAACACUUUGAUGAAAGAACUGGUGUUUGGAGACCGCUCAAGCUUGUGGGUGAUAGAGGUUUACUGAAUUUGAAUGAUCACUUGAUGAGACCUUGGAUGUUCAAUGUGCGAGGGAGAUUGGUUCUGAUCGGGACCGAAUAUUUUCGGGGCGGUACGCGGGUAUGGUGCGGGGUAAUUGAAGUAGUAAAGAAUGUCGGGGAUGAGUGUGGGGAUUUUAGGGGAGAAGUUCUGUGGUCGGAGAUUGUUUUUUGGACCAACGAAUGGGUGAUGGAAGGACGAAAGCCGCCUCUUUUCUAUGCUUGUUUACCAGUUUCUUUAUGA
Molecule: messenger RNA, 1107 nt
Organism: Morus notabilis
Lineage: Eukaryota; Viridiplantae; Streptophyta; Magnoliopsida; Rosales; Moraceae
Product: F-box/kelch-repeat protein SKIP6
Exons: 1
Coding region: 1-1107 (368 amino acids)
Molecular function (GO): protein binding
Source: RefSeq, a predicted model, not a curated record